Messenger RNA from Toxorhynchites rutilus septentrionalis, 706 nucleotides. RefSeq lists its product as uncharacterized. The record is from RefSeq and is a predicted model, not a curated record. Lineage: Eukaryota; Metazoa; Arthropoda; Insecta; Diptera; Culicidae. Bases 159 to 686 code for a protein of 175 amino acids. The transcript is spliced from 3 exons.
GCAGUAGCAAUACGGAAGCGAAUAAGAUAGACUGUUGCCCGGUGAUUUACAUCCCUUUAUUACUUAAUAAACAGUUCCGAAAAUGAGAAUCGCGUCAAUCAGUGGUUUGGUGAUAUAUGUAACAGUGACUUUGGGGGCGAAAGCUUUCGGAUUCAUCGAUGAACCGUAUUAUUAUAACAGGCCUUUUGGCUGGGACAGGUAUUAGAACAACACACAACACCAACAACGUACGUUAUAUAACGGAUAGAAAUCAACCUUGGUAUGGAGUCCCUGGCGCUACCAACAGUCUUAUAGACAUACCAAGAAUAAGUAAUACAAACGUUAUUUAUGCGUACCGGCCGUCAUACGGAGACAGAGUCGAUGCGCAUAGUAAUAGAUAUGGCGAAAGGUACAAUAGCAUAGCUCCUGGUAUCCAGUAUCCUGUUCAGCGCGGCUGGGAGUAUAUAGCUGCAAAUAAGAAGAUUCCGUAUCCCACAUACGGCACAAUAAGUUCAGGGAGCUAUUAUCAAUUCGGGGAGCCUGGAUGGAAAUAUGCCGGCAGAAGAAGACAAGAUACGAUGACGCAAAACCAUUACUGGAAUAAACCGAUGUUCAUUAAGUCCACGACUUCGAAGCCGAGUACGACGACAACUCAUCGAACGGCAACAAGAAGAAGCAAACUCUUCGUACCAAAUGUGUGGGGAUAGCAAAACCUUUCGUCAUGUCA